AUGGCCCUCCAUGCCAGUGUCCGUGGGGUCCUGCUCAUCAGACACACAAGUGCAUCUGCUUUGCUCAGCCAGAGCAGUGGCAUGGGCAGCUCGCCCUCAGACUGCUGCCUGAAGCACAGCUCGAAUAACAUCCCACCCAGUGUGGCGAAGUCCUACAUCCUCCAGGGACCUGAGUCAGGAUGUAUGAAUCCUGCUGUUGUGAUUGUCACCAAGAAGAAAGUCAAGAUCUGUUUUUCUCCUGCGAGAUCAGACAUCCAGGAGAUCAUGAAGAAACUGGACAAGGAGAAGCAGGACAGGAAAGACAAGAAGGAACGGUCCCAGCAGUCUGGGAGCAGAUCCAAGGGGCAGAAGCGGCAGCAGGUCUAA
Molecule: messenger RNA, 366 nt
Organism: Chaetura pelagica (chimney swift)
Lineage: Eukaryota; Metazoa; Chordata; Aves; Apodiformes; Apodidae
Gene: CCL21
Product: chemokine (C-C motif) ligand 21
Exons: 3
Coding region: 1-366 (121 amino acids)
Biological process (GO): G protein-coupled receptor signaling pathway; cellular response to interleukin-1; monocyte chemotaxis
Cellular component (GO): extracellular region
Molecular function (GO): CCR chemokine receptor binding; chemokine activity
Source: RefSeq, a predicted model, not a curated record